This is a messenger RNA of Esox lucius (northern pike), 5375 nucleotides long. It is a transcript of the gene efnb2a, whose product is annotated as ephrin-B2a. The record is from RefSeq and is a predicted model, not a curated record. The transcript has 5 exons. Gene Ontology annotation, biological process: blood vessel morphogenesis; ephrin receptor signaling pathway; axon guidance. Lineage: Eukaryota; Metazoa; Chordata; Actinopteri; Esociformes; Esocidae. The coding region runs from base 751 to 1767 and encodes 338 amino acids. Gene Ontology annotation, cellular component: plasma membrane. Gene Ontology annotation, molecular function: ephrin receptor binding.
UCGGCGCAGCAUUCAAGCAUCCCUAUGUUUUCGCCAAGCAUUUCAUUGGGAUCUGCAGGAUUCAAACCACAGCAGUUAUUUUGAAAACGAAGGGGACCAUUAGUAUGAUAACUUUUAUUUGAGUUUACUUCGUUUCUUUCAUUUCUCAUAUUUGUCCUUUGUUUUUCUUCACCUGAUAUCAUUGUUUUUUUGUUAUUUUUUCUACACUCCCAUCCACUAUUCAUUUGCAGCCAGUUUUCUCCCCACCAGCUCAAAAGGGAAUACUGUACGGUUCUCUCCCAGUCUAUUGCUAUUUGAGAGGACCUAGCGGACGUCGGAUUCAUACCUUGGCAGGCAUACCGAGAAUCGGACAAACCGGGGAUUUAUUUAUUCGCGUCGGCGCUGGUGGAAGUGGACAUCCGCGGCGACACUGGUCGCCCUUCUGUUGUGAGGAAUGUACCCGGUGCUCAGGUUGGCUCGCUGAGGGAGAAUAUCGACGCGCUCUCUCUGUAUGAAAGACUGCCGUGCGCCUCUGGUUUUGUAUUCGAGAGGAGUGCGUAUAAAAGGGACUGUAGGCACCAGGUACUUUUUUGGAGAUGCUCUGCAUUUGAUUUGAUCGGUUUGCACAUUUGCUACUUCGUCCCCUUUUCCUCGUUGGAUCGGGAAAGAGUUUAAUUGCCUCAGUCAUUCUCUUGGGCGUUUCACAUCUUUUUUUGGACUUAUCUUUUCGUAAGGGAUUGUGAAUUGUGACCCUCCCGGAAGACAGCAAAAAUGGGGGACUCGAUGUGGAGAUACUAUUUUGGAAUUGUGUUUAUUGCAUGCAAGGUGAUCUUGUCCAGGGCGAUGAUUCUGGAGUCCAUAUAUUGGAACACAACAAAUACCAAAUUCGUACCGGGGCAAGGCCUGGUGUUGUACCCCCAGAUCGGGGACAAGAUGGACAUAGUGUGCCCGCGUGUGGACGGAGGAGUGGGGGACGGCGUGGAGUACUACAAGAUCCACAUGGUCCCCAAGGAACAGCUGGAGAGUUGCACCAUCACCAAGGCCGACACGCCGCUGCUCAACUGCGUCAAGCCGGACCAGGACGUCAAGUUCACCCUCAAGUUCCAGGAGUUCAGCCCCAACCUGUGGGGCCUGGAGUUUUUCAGGGGAAAGGACUACUACAUCAUCUCAACGUCUAAUGGCACCAUGGAGGGCCUGGAGAACCAAGAAGGAGGUGUGUGCAAGAUGAAGUCCAUGAAGAUAAUCAUGAAAGUGGGACAAAGUCCAUCCGACCCCGCCCCGCCCAAAGACAACCCCACCAGAUAUCCACCCAAACACCCCGACGUCGGAGGAAAGGAGUCCCACAAACCAAACGAGGUGCUGAAGACGCCAGGCACGUCGCUCAACGAUGGCAGCGACCAGGGGACAGGCGGGAAGUCGUCCAGCGUGAUCGGCACCGAGGUGGCCCUGUUCGCCGGCAUCGCCUCGGGCAGCGUCAUCUUCAUCAUCAUCAUCAUCAUGCUGGUGCUCCUGCUGCUCAAGUACCGGCGGCGGCACCGCAAGCACUCCCCGCAGCACGCCGCCGCGCUGUCCCUCAGCACGCUGGCCACGCCCAAACGAGGCGGCGGCGGCGGCGGCGGCGGCAACAAUAACGGCUCGGAGCCCAGUGACAUCAUCAUCCCGCUCAGGACUGCGGACAGCGUCUUCUGCCCGCACUACGAGAAGGUGAGCGGGGACUACGGCCACCCGGUCUACAUCGUCCAGGAGAUGCCCCCCCAGAGUCCGGCCAACAUCUACUACAAGGUCUGAGCCGCGGUCCCGCCUCCCCGCCCGGCAGGGCAGCUUUGGAUUGGUCAGGCACCGCUCCUCUGUGAACGCCCCCCCACCCCCAACCCUGCCCCAGAACGCUCUCUCUCCUCCCCUGGCUCUCCUCCCCUGGCUCUCCUCCCCUUGGCCCUCCCGUUGUCUGAGAUUUGUUUUUGUUUUCUCUCACGGACACGUCACUGUUGUGGUUAUUGUCGUACGUCGCAGGAGGAUUUAGAGUGAUGCUGCUGCCACUCCCUGGGGAGCGUCGGGAGACGUCUGCUCCUGCACCCCAGCUCCUGCACCCCAGCUCCUGGUUUCUCACUGCGACUGCCUCUGGAGGCCACGGGCGUACGCGUUUUGGCGUAGGCGUUUUUUUUUUGCGUUUAGACAUGGACAACGGAUGGAGUGACAGAGACAGACGAAUGGACGCUCCUUAGUUUUGGGAUAUGAUGGAUUGUUGGAAAGGUAACAGGAGUGGGCUAAGGACUUGUCCCUGAGAGGGAGAGAGAGACUAAAGCUGGGAAAGUGAGGAAAAAAGACAGGAGGGAGAACGAGAGAGGAGAAGAGGAAAUGGAAGGAAGGAAGGGGCCGACCAUGAACCCAUGUCAGUGAUGGCGGGCAGUCCCUCGGCUUACCAGCCAGAGACACUCCGUGGUUGAAAUGAUGGGAGCGGAAAACACAUGAGGGAUCUGGAAACAUCCACUCUGGGACUACACUGACUGACACGCGGACAUCACCCCAUCACCGAACCACCCAGACACCCACUCAGUCCUGGUCAACUGUUCAGGUCCUCUUAAUAGUUACAAGACACCCUUUUCCCCAUUGUCCGACUUUUUAUUUUCUAGCAUCGUGAUUCAUUAGAGUUGUUACUUGAAAAAAAUUGUUUGGAACAAAAAAAACAUGAUUCUUUUUGUAGUGUCAUAUUGUUGUUGUUUUAUUUAGUUUCCUGGUUUCCAAUCCUGGUAUUGUUAAGCAUUUUCAUUUUAUUUUUUUUUUAUUUUUUUUACGCGCACACACACACUAACGCAGAAACACACACUGCAGCCCAGAUUUACGAGAGCAAAGAGCUGGACGUGAAAGAACGAGAAGGUGAUGUGACUGAAGUUGAGUUUUUUUUUUUUCUUUAUUUGGGCUCCAUCCCAUCAGGGGAUCGGGUGCUUCUACUACCUCCUCCGCGGGGUCUGGGCUAGCCAGUCGGGUUCUGGGGAGGGUGGAGGACCUACAGCAACCCGAAAGCAGCACUUUGUAUCCCUCAGGUUCCUCCACCCGGGCAGUCCAUAAGAACAGAACACAGGGUGCUAGUGGAGGGAGAGUUAGUGGGCCUUGAGUACUGUCUGUGAGACGUUCCAACCAGCCUUACUGCUGCAGUUUCAGCGACAGGCGAAAGAUACGAAGGACCGGGUCGGGUUGACUUUGGCCCAGGCUGAAACAGCUCUCGGUACUGUAUUGUCUUCUCCCCCAGGUGGACUAGUGCUCUCCUGCUCAAAUGUAAAAGCACAGGGACCUCGAAGCGCAUUUUCACUGGUUCUAAAUUUAUAAUUUUCAUAUUGUGAUUAUAAUUAUUUUCUUCAUUUUUACUCUUAUUUUUUUGUUGUGUAACAAAAUAGAUGAACAUUUAAAGGAGGACAUUUCAAAACCACAAUAAAGGAAGACAAAAAAAAACGGAAUUUAUUUAUGAUAGCCACAUAGAGCACACGCGUUGUCAGAAAGGCACUAUUUAGAGGUUAACAUUAAUAUAUGAUGGUAUUGAAGUGCACAUUAUGCAAGGUAGAGUUUUGAUUACUUCAUUACUACUUCACCCAUAAUGUCCCGCCUUUUAGUGACCACCCAUCCGAACGGCUGCCUUGUCCAGAGAAGCUGGUCUAGGGCCUUGGGAGGGAAUGGCAGCCCAGCGCAGGCCAGAAGGGCAGAUAUGUUUGUUGGACCUAAAAUAGCCUAACCGGGUGCACGAGACAGACCAGCAGUGUAUCCCACACUCCCUCACUGUAGCAUCUCCCAAAGGACCAUGGGAAAUUUCCCACGAUAAUUCUGUUCAUUCUUCCUCCCUCCCUGCUACCAUGUGGUGCUGUGUGUGUGUGUGUUUGUUUGUACCUCCUCUUCAGUAACUCCAGUGAGACAUUUAUCUGUCUGUUUAUUCACACACAUUUAAAAAAAACAAUGACUAAAGAAAAUCAGUACUAGAUUACACCAUGACCAGACGACAUGUAUCUGCUCAUCACCUACAUUCUCCCAUCAGUUCAUUAAGAACAUCAAAUUUCACUUAAAAGCCAAGCCUUUUAUGAUCUGAGGUUUGUGCCUCUAAGAGGCUACAAAAUCUGCAAAUAUGCAAUUUUUAUUUAUUUUUUUAAGAAUUGAGAAAAAUCUACACCUAUGGAAAGUGUUCUUAAACCACUGAGAGAUGUAACAACAAAUAAGACAAAAACAAAACAAGCAAAAGUGCGUCACGCGGGCCUGCUUUUAGUUUAUUUUAUUUGUAGUAUUGUUUUAAAUAAUUUUUUUUCCAGUGAUUUGUUGACUGUGUGCUGUAGUUCCAAGGUAAACUGUGAAAAAAUACACAUUUUCAAAAUGAAAUGAACCUGGACAGUUUCUGAAGAAAAAGCUAAAAAAACACACACUAGGAAUCACAAACAAAUUGCUGUUUAGUUGCUGUCUGACUGCGGCAGAAUAUGACAAUCUUGUUAGUUUCUUUUAAUCUGAUGUCCUUCUCCUAGCUAACAUUUCUGACACUCUCCUCACAUUGCUAGGUUGGAUAUUCUCUUAGUUUUUUGCAUAAAAAGUUGGAGCAAUGUUGAGAGAAUGUUGGAAAUCUGGCUAUGACAAGUACUUCAGGCUACUGUAAAAUGCCUUGCUCGUAAUGGUCAGCCCUUGGUCACCUGACUCAGUAAUUUUGCACCGUUCUGUAGGUAAGAAACUGUAAAUACAUGAAUGUUUGUAUUGUUUAUGGAUCCUGGGUUGUUACGAUAGCCUUAUUCACCUUUUUAGGAAAGUAAAUGGGAAAAAAAAUACAUAAAAAGCGGAUUACCUGUCAGUAAAACAGAGCAUACUACUUUUUUUGGUAAAUAGCUUGUGUAAAUAAUGACAAGAUCCCAAUAAAACAUUUUUUAUAAACUCUUAAAGUAAGAUGUUUUGUAUAAAAAUUUGAAUUUUUUGCUAUGUAUUUUAGCUAGCGCUCGUUGGAAAGCCCGUGUCCUCCCACUCCCCCCCCUUUUGCACUGUUUCCAUGGAAAUCUGGUUUAAAAAAAUUGAAAGAUUAAGUUGCCAAACCAACUGCUGCAUAUUUGUGCCAUAAGUGUGUACCAUAAAUAUUUAUUGAUUUAGUUUUUUUUCUUCCAUUUUUUUUUUUUUUGUUUUUUGUUGAUUUGUCCAGUUUGUAAUUAACACAGUAUUAUGAUUGUGUUGUUCGUUUGUCUACCUGCCCUGGUUUCGUUAGUCCUGUCUGGUUUUCAGGUGACUGUAUCUGUGGACCCUCCCCUUGCAGUUUGAGAUGGCCAGGCCGUUGAAAUGGUUAAACAUUCAAAAACAAAAGAAAUGAAAGUGAGGAAAAAUGACACACAUUCCACCAGUCUGUUACAAACUGAAAAUGUUUUUCAAUAAAAUGUUUUUCCUAUGGA